AAAACCACUGCUCUAAUUAACAUUUCAUUAGGCUGGCCGGAGCACAUCGUGAGGAUUAGUGGUCAAAACGACUCGGUCUUUCAAGCUGUGGCAAUGAUCAUAAAUCGGAUUGAGAAGCAAAUUCACAGCCUUAUGGAAAAAAGUACGGCCAGAUCUACGCCCCCAGUCACGUUGCGGAUGGUGGUGCCAUCCACCCAGUGUGGCUUUAUUAUCGGCAAUGGCGGUUGUAAGAUCAAAGAGAUCAUGAAAUCAUCUGGAGCUCACAUUGAGGUGAAGGUAGCUAUGCUGCCCAAUUCGACAGAGAAAGCAAUAACCAUUGCUGGGACUCCAGAGGCCAUCCACGCGUGUGUCCAACAGAUCUGUGUGGUCAUGCUGGAGUGUCCGCCUAAGGGCAUUAACAUUUCAUAUCGCCCAAGACCUGCAGGAUCACGCACAGUUUUGGAUGGAGGACCGCAAACAAGAUUACUGCGGCAGGAUAACUGUAAGUCAGUGGUAGCCAGCGUGACCAUGAAUCAGUCCUUAUACUGA
Messenger RNA from Paramisgurnus dabryanus, 528 nucleotides. The record is from RefSeq and is a predicted model, not a curated record. NCBI's taxonomy places the organism in Eukaryota, Metazoa, Chordata, Actinopteri, Cypriniformes, Cobitidae.